Messenger RNA from Arctia plantaginis, 8031 nucleotides. The record is from the annotation of a GenBank genome assembly. NCBI's taxonomy places the organism in Eukaryota, Metazoa, Arthropoda, Insecta, Lepidoptera, Erebidae.
AUGCUAUCUCAGACCCAUCCAAGAGUUACGGUAUCUUUUACCCUAGAUCACUCAGAUGAUGUAACGAAUCAGUCUGUUUGGAGGCCGGGCGCGCCGCCGCCAACGUGUGGCAGCGCGCGCAGCCCGGGCGCACCACCGCCGCCGCCGCCGCCACCCCCAGUGUGGACCCCCGGCAGUGCAAGUGCUUCGCCCUUGACGCCGCGGAAGAACUUCCAUCCUGUCCAUUUCGAGGAAACUCCUCCCGCCCGCCGUAAAUUUGGGAACUUGGAGCAAAACGGUUGUACAAGUGGUUCGGAGAGCGAGGGUCGCUUGAGGACCUCUCAGAGCGCGCCCGUGACCGGCCUCAGCACCCUAGGAGGCGCCAACGUCACGAGUCGUCUGCCCAAGGCACAAAAUCCUACUGUUACACUUUUACAGAAGGCACGAGAAGGGCAGCUUUACCGGGUUUCAAAUAGCGUCCAACAGGAACGAGACGCAGCUCGUCUCCCACGUGAUAGACCCUUUCCACCUAAAGGAGACCCAGUGCAUGAGCUGAGAAAAGAGUACGCAAGUGAAAGUGAGGCCGAAAGAAGAGAUUACGAACGCGUUGGCAUACGUAAGAUGGCGGAUGCCAACAGAAAAGUCGAAGGAAUAGGUCCAAUCACCAGAGACGGAAUGCCUGUCGCACUUAGAUCUGAAGUGAAAGACCCUUCUAGGUGGUACAAAAAGAUGUACGACACUAUUCACAAAAAUAAAUACGACGACGAUUAUGUGACAAUUCGAUACAAAAGUCGGCGAGGACAACCGCCAGAACGGGUAUCAAGUAACAAAUCCCAAUACGCAUACUUUGACCCCCGAUCUGGAUACCUGAGUGAGCCGGAAGGGGGUCUCAGCAGACUAGGCUCUAGCACCUGGAGUGAUGCCUACGAUAGUGACGUCACUACUGGGCCGAGGAGGCGAACAGCCUCUGUGCAGGAAGAAAGAAGAUACAGUGAAGCUUCUUCGCCUUAUACGCCUAGUAAUAAUAAGUACAGUACGUUAGCAUCAGCGCGGGCUAGUCAAGAAGUCUACAAAAACCAACCAGGAAGGAUAGAGAACUAUGUGCCGGGCAGGUCAUCAGUUAUUGACAAAGAGUCUAAACAGUGGUGGGACGAGGUCAUGGACAUUUUUGAUGGGCAAAAUGUUUCAAGCACGACGUCCCUGCCACAAGCUUCACCCAAAGAUAAAAAAGAUCUAACAGCUACAAUCUUGUCAAAAUCGAAUAUGGCGAGAGCGCUGAAGGAAUCUGGAUACGAAUCGGACUCCACACUGGUGUUCCGUCGUCGUGAAGACACAGACGGUCCCCUUUCUCCGGCAGAGAGGCGCGCAGCCUAUCGCGAUCUACAGGCUGGAGGAGAACCUCCACUUAGAGGAUUCCGGUCUCCAGCACCACCUAGGCAAGACGAAUCGGAAAUCGAAUAUAUUCCGAUUUCAUCCACCUUGACGAAGAUAAGAGUUCAUAAGAAAACACCUAAAGUUCAUGAAGUUAUAUGCUACCCAAUAACGCGCAUAGAAACAGAAGAACAAGCUAAAUUUAAGAAAUUGCUUCCGUCUUUCUUGAGCAUUGACGUUACAAGUAAUGUUUCUGAUUAUCCACCUGCUCCGCCUAGACGAAUUUCAUCAAAGAACAGCCGAACGCUAAAAUUUGUCACUUCAACAAGACCUGUGUCUAGCUCUCCAAAAAGAACUGCGGUGUCACAUUCCCGAUCAAACGUUGAUUUUCUAAAAGACAAAAUCAAUUUAAAACUAUCUCGUCAAAAUACACAGAUUUUAUCUAAAGGAAAUCAAAGUGCAACUGACAAAAAACCUGUUGUUGAUCAGAAAAUGGUAAGAUCCCGAAUAAUGUCUACAUCUGCUCCACCUACUAUAAAUAAGAAGUGUAAUCAAACUAUAACAACAAAACCAUUGAUAAAAAAUGCCAGUGGGGAUACUAAAAGUACUGGCACAAGUAGUUUUGGUUCAUCUCGAAGAACCUUGCUACCAAUAGAAUAUACUAACACUAUACACAGAAAAUACGGCGAACCUCACUCAACUGUCGUAAUAGAAGGAGGUGCUGGAAGGAAAACACCCAUUUCGAAUAUUCUUGAUAAAGUUACAUCUUUAGAUAAACUAUGGAGUGCUGAAAAAAGAAAUGAACGCAUUGAUUUAACUAAAGUUAGAGCUAAAUCUUUAAGUAAAGAUAGUGUUUCUAAACCUGCAUCAACAAAACCAUAUACAGCUUCAAACUCUAAAUCUAUAUCACCGACGGGUACUCAUAAAAGUAGAGACAUGAUCCGAACGGCAGAAAAAGUUCAGAAACUAAAGAUAUCAAAAUUAUAUACUAAAUCCAACCCCUGUCUAACGACUAAAAGUGAUCUAAAAAACACUAAACCUCUUCAAUCGUCCUCUAAUAUUUCGAAAUCGUCCUUAAAUAUCUCAUCAAAUUUAAAGAAGCAAAAUCAAGUGAGAACUGCAGUAGUGACCAACUUAAAAAAGAAGAAAUCGUUGGAAAGUAUUGUACUUAGACCUAGAAGUGUACCCUGCCACGAAUCUUGUAGUAAAAAAAUUAAAGAUAAUAGUAAGAACACAAAAAAAGCUUCAAGAAUUAAAUGUAAUAAAAAAAACGUUUUGAAACCUAGUGAUGAAUCUGAAUCUGGCAGUCAGUUUGGUGAUACUUCAUGCUAUGACGCUUCUAAUUUAAGUUCAUCUGAAAACUUAAGUACUAAAAGAAUUAGUACAAAGGAUAUUAAACAAUCCCAUGACGCUGUGGUGUCCGAUUCGUUUUUUAGACAUUUAUUUCUUGGAAGAACAUAUACACCUAUUACUUCAUGUCCAAUAUCAGAGCCGAGCACUACAGUCCUUCAAAAAGCAAAACUGUUUCAGUCUCAUCCUCAAGAUAAUAAUUCACCAAAAUCUUUAAACACUUAUUUAAUUCAUAGAAAACCGGUUUCUAUGUCUCGAUUUAAAAUCUGGGAUAGCCAUAUAAGUCCUACACGAGUACAAAGCCCUCGAUCUAUUUCUUGGCCAGGUAGAGUACAUGGUGAAAUUCGUAAGUUUGAUAGUUUAUCUAAACGCGAUGAAUAUGGAUCGACAUCGUCACUAGCAACAGUCAGGACUCGGAGUGAACCGCCAUGUAAUAAAAUUUACUUUUCACAAACAUCUCGACCGAAAUCACCUACUGUCUUGUUUUAUAAAAAAGAAAAACCCAAAGAAACUCAAGUUAGAAGUUUUAUAUCACCAAAUAGAUUGGUUUUUAAUCAAAGUCAAAGGUCAGUUUCUCCAAAAUUACUUAGUGGAAAACAAGAAUUACUUUCACAACCAAAACAAAAGUCCUCAUCUCCAUCGAAACUAAUAUUCACUGAAACGGUUAGACCGAUUUCUCCAGUGAUUUUACGUCAUUCACCGAGCCUUGAAGUAAUGGAAUUACAAUCUAGUAACGAGAAAUAUCCUUCGACAAUGUUUUUUUCUCAAACCUCAAGACCAGUCUCGCCAAAAGUGACAAAGAAAAAUGCUUCAGUUAGUAGAAGUCAUUCCACCUCACCUAUACCUAUAAGAUCGCCAUCAUAUCGCCGUAUACAUAAUGCUCGUUUACAAGGGAAUAGACAGUAUGCAGAUACAAUACCAAAAAGCAUUUUUCGCACACGUAGCGCUGGUGAUGCUGAGAGAAAAAUGUUAAAUAAUAAUUCUCCAAUGCAAACCAAAAGCGAGUCUAAUUUACAUACAGGUGAUCCUGAUUAUGAUGAAUACGUACGUGACAUGCAAAAUACGAAAGUGAGGUCGGAAAGAUUUAGAGAACUUAAUAGAUACUAUGUUUAUCUAGAGCGAGUAGCAGAAUUGGAAAAAACGACGUCUACUAGUGAUUUACAUCAUAGAAAGAAAGAUGAAGAAAUAAUUGAUUUCGAUCGUUGGAAGAAAAUAAGAGCAAUAGAACGAGCUGAAGAAGAGUUAAAUCAUCUUUAUCAUAAAUUGAAAAUAGCUCAAUCCGAGAAUGAUGUCCUAUUUUACCCUAGAGACUUAAAAGAUUUUCGAUGGAGUCACGAUGCAGAUAGAGGUUUGCGUAUAAAAGAAAGAUCUGUUGAAGAUCUUAAAGAUCAUUUCCAGCAAAUAACACAUUACGAUUCUCUUGAACUUGAUCAAGCUUCCUCGAAAGAUACUUAUAAACCCUUGUGGCGAGGAACAAGUGUAGCAGAAACAGCAUUUUAUAUCAACAAGAAAAAUGAUAAUGCGGUAUCAAAACAACGUAUAACUAUUAAACCAACAGUAACCUUACACCACGAUUCUUCACUUAAUGAUCUCCGUAAAAAAAUAGGUCUCGGGAGUCGCUUAUGGAGUAGUCUGUCUAUGGAGCAGGUGAAUGCGCUUAAAAAUCAACUUAAUGCUAUUUAUAGUAAGGAGCUACAAAAAUCAAACAAAGAAAGUGAUAAAUAUACAAUUGAUGUUAAAAAUGAUAAAACUGAGACUAAUUCAACAUUGCAUGUUAGAUGUAAUUCACUAAUUACUAGUGAUUAUAUCUCAGAUAAGGAGAAACCAGGUAAACUCGCUAAGUCGGAUUCCAUAGCUGCAAUUUCGUGUCCAAUUACAUCAGUUAAGGAAUUGAAAAAUAAUGUAAACAAAAUUCAAAUGAACCUUAGUGAAAAUGAAAAAAGGAAAAUUUCACAGACUCUGAGCAAAGAAAUUUUAGAUAGAAUAAAUAAAUUUGACACUCAAACACCACUUUCGCUGAAAGAAGAAAUUGAAAACAUCGAAAUCAAAGACCAAAUUUCGGAAGAUAUAAAAGACACAGUUUUACCAUUAAAUAACACAUUAGCAAAAGCUGUGACAGACAGUUCCAUAGACGACAAACCGGGACAUGUUAUUUAUUCAAUUGAAAAAGUUGAAACUCCUUUCCAGUCCUCAGCUAGUGAAACUGAAACUGCUAGUUCCGAUAUAUCAAAUAAAACGGUAAUUUAUCGAGGCCCAAAAAAAGAGGUACAAAAAAAAGUUCAAUAUUUUGAAUCAGUAGAAAAAAACUCUGGUCAGACAAAAACCAUAUACCAUGCCAGAGAAAAUUCUAAUGAAAGUGAAAACCAAAAGCAACCCAAUUCAGAUACAACGAUAGUGCUUAAAGACAUUCAGUCAAAAUAUUCUCAAAUUAAAUCCACAGAACCUCAGAAAAAUCAAAUAGUUCAAUCGCAGUCUUGUACGAAUUUCAAAGAGCUAUUCGGUGAGAGCGAAAAAAAUAAAUUCUUAUCGCUUCCUUCCAAGCCCGAUCUAUAUUCUAGGUCAACUUCACCUCAUUCAGAAGUAUACAUUGCCGAUAGACGAACGCCCGACACGCUACACUGUUCAAGUGACGAGACAAUUUGGCGUAGUCGGAGCCCGUCACCCGACCCGGAAAGAUAUUGGCGUGCAUACCUUAACCUGGCGCGAGCGGGUGAAGUACGCCGUUUAGCCCGGCGAUUUGACUCUCCUUCAGCGACAGGGGCUGUAUUGCGUAGAUACCGCAGUGAUCCAGAAAUUGCGAGAAAUGCUUUCUCAGCUUUUGAAAAGCAUACAUCGCGACGCGAUAAAUGUAAAGUCUUGUUGCCUGUGGCACGGGUGCCACUGCGGCCUACAAACCGAUUUAUGCCCCAUAUUGACAUUAUAUCAAAACUAGCUGCACUUAGGAGAAGAACUACUCCGCGGUCUAGAUCUGCAGAAGAAGCGUUAGAAUGCCGACCCGGAGAGGUAGGCCGUAUUCGACGUAGAUUUGAAACCAUGUCUCUCCUUGGACAGAUAUAUUCUUCAGCUCCUGACGUCAGUGAGUUACACGAUAUCGCUCCAUAUUUAGCAGGUUCGUGGAUAGCACAUCGUUACCCUAAAUGUAGUGAUAAUAACAGAUCCGCUGAAAAUCCAAAUAUGUUAGUACGUGAACAAACAUCGCCGGUCAAAAAAGAAAUUAAGAAAAUCACACCAAAGGAAUCCAUCAAAUUGAGCUCUAUUUUAAAAGGAGAUACAUUUGCAAACCAAGAGUUUAACCCAGAAGCCCAUCGGCCAGCCAGUCGUUAUGAACCGCCACGCGCUCCACCGAGACCCCCUCCUGCUUCGUGGCCCCAACGUCUUUCACCCUACGUCACACCAUCGAAACAUACGUGCAGUAUAAACCACGUAAGUGAAGUGUCAAAUGGUGAAUCAGUGAAAAACAUAUUAAGCAAAAAAGUGAUCAUGAAGUCUGUUAUAAACCGUAAUAGUGACAUACCAAUACGAGAAGACAUUAUUUAUGAAGAUGAUGAAAUGUUUAAUGACGUGCCGAGUGCCGGUUCAUUAUCCAAAUCACUUAUUGCUUUAAACAAAUAUGUGAAAAAAAAUAUGCUUUAUGAUGAAUCAGAAGAAUUUGAUAACGAUAGUGCCUUUUUUUCAAAAGAAAGCAGCCCUAACGAAUCUAGAACUAAAUACGAUUCAGACAGUGUAAAAAGCACAGAAUCUAUUGAAGGUGAUCAGUCGUCGAUUGAUAACUCUGGUGCUCCAAUAAGUUAUAGUCUAACUAGUGUCACACAGCUCACUGAUGACUACAAAUCUAUGCAGUUGCAAGAAAAAUCUUUUAACAAUUCAAACAAGGAUAUUGACACAACAGUACAUAACCUUCAUAACCAAAAUACAACAGAACCAGUAACUAAAUCCAACACUAGUCAAAGUUUAUCCACAUUUGAACCAGACCACACUUCAGCCUCUUUAACAAAUCUAUCAAAUAUUGUUGAAUCUGUACAAGAAAAUGACGAUCAGGUUGUUUUACGUAAUAAAUCAAGCGAAAACAAAAAAGCACAACAUCGUCACACUCUGCAUGAAUUUACAGAAUGGGGGAAUAGGACAAAUAUAUAUCCGGAUGUUUAUGCUCCAUUGCCAUACAAAUCCCCUCGAAGGUACGUGGAGAGCGACGUGAACAUUCACUACAGAUGUCCUGUGCGCCACGACCCUUUGCCACUGGUGCCCGAGCGGGAGCUGGCGCGUCAGCAAGCGGAACACAUGAAGAGGCUAUACAGGGAACAGAAGCGGAACAAAUAUUUGCAGGAAAAUAAUAUACAUCCCGAGGAUAUAGAGGCGUUCGAUACGUCAAUGAAGGAACUGCAGGACAUGCAAAACCGGCGCCAUCAGGACAAUUUUACCCCCUCGCAGAAGAACAUAAUUCCAAUGAACAGAUAUGACGAAGCUGAGAAAGUGAUUGCUAAGGCUUUGUACACAUUCAGUGGUCAGACAUCGAGGGAACUGAGCUUUAGGAAAGGAGAAAUGAUCCAUGUAAGGAGACAAAUCGAUGCUAAUUGGUACGAGGGAGAACUCCACGGCAGAAUAGGAUUGUUCCCAUAUAAUUAUGUUGAGAUCCAAAAAGGAGACACACUCCCAACAGCCAAGAAGCCCGCCGUCGUAGAGGGUCGUGCUAGAGCGAAGUUCGACUUCAUAGCGCAGACAAACCUCGAGCUACCUCUAAAGAAAGGUGAAAUUGUCGUGCUUACGCGGCGCAUUGAUCAAAACUGGUGGGAAGGCAGAAACAGCAACAAGACUGGUAUCUUCCCAGAUUCUUAUGUCACAAUACUACAAGAACCCAGUCCGAAUAAACCAGGACCGCAAUCAAUACUCAGUUCAGAUAAACCAGUGGCAUCGCCGGCGGCCCACGGACUUCUGAAUGGUUCCGCCAAGAGAAGCAUGGGAUCCCACAGUUACACCCCACAGCAAAAUAGUCCAGCUCUUUCCAAUGCCCCACCUUCCACACAACCGCUUCCAGGUUACGUAGCUAAGCCUGCGCAGGCGACGCUCAGCGCGUCAGAGCGCGGCUAUGGGCCGCCGAGCGGCGCGGGCGUCGACCUCAACAAUACCGAGCCCUUGUACGUCGACACCAAUGCGGAGGCCGUACCAUUCCGCGCAAUGUACAAAUAUCGUCCACAAAAUCCUGAUGAAUUAGAGCUGAAUGAAGGUGAUACAGUAUAUGUACUGGAGAAGUGUGACGACGGCUGGUACGUCGGCUCAAGCCAGCGAACGGGACGUUUUGGCACCUUCCCAGGCAACUACGUGGAACGCAUCUGA